CUUGGAAAAUCCGAAAAAAAAAAGUAGAUAAAUUAGAAUAUAGUCAAAAGUUCCGUCAAAAACAAAAAUCAAUUCUCUUCUAAUAAGUAGAUCUUGUUUUUUAGUAGUAUCAUCACACAAUACACAUUCACAACUCCUCGCAACAAUGUUGUUCUUCUUACAAGACCCGUCACUCUUCAGCUACUCCCUCCACACACUUUUCCUCAUAGCACCACCAACCUUCAUCUCUCUCACAUUCCUCCAAGCUCCAUACGGUAAACACCAUAGACCAGGUUGGGGUCCAAAUCUCUCUCCACCUCUUGCAUGGUUUCUCAUGGAAAGUCCUACUCUCUGGUUCACCCUUUAUCUUUUCCCACACGGUAGCAACUCCUCAAAUCCAAAAUCAAUAAUCCUCAUAACCCCUUUUCUUGUUCAUUACUUCAACCGCACAAUAAUCUACCCUCUUCGUUUAUUCUUCACAAAAACAACAAAAAACCCAUCUGGGUUUCCUUUUAGUAUAGCUGUUAUAGCUUUUUUGUUCAAUUUGUUGAAUUCUUUUGUUCAAGCUAGAUGGGUUUCUCACUACAAAGAUUUUGAUGAUGGAUGGUGUUUUUGGGUUGUGUUUUUUUGUGGGGUUUUUGUUUUUUUUGUUGGGAUGAUGAUUAAUGUUUUGUCGGAUAAGGAAUUGUUGAGACUUAAAAGUGAAGGGAAAGGAUAUUUAAUUCCUAAAGGAGGGUUGUUUGAGGUUGUGAGUUGUCCUAAUUAUUUUGGGGAGAUUGUGGAGUGGUUUGGUUGGGCUUUGAUGACAUGGUCUUGGGCUGGAUUGGGCUUUUUUCUUUAUACUUUUGCUAAUUUGGGGCCUAGGGCACGUGCUAAUCAUCAAUGGUAUUUGGAGAAAUUUGGAGAGGAUUAUCCUAAGAAAAGAAAAGCUGUUAUUCCUUACUUGUAUUGAUUUUUGUUAUGAAUUGUUCUGUAUACAUAUGUUGAAUAAUAUUGCAGUUAUACUGUUUUAA
This is a messenger RNA of Medicago truncatula (barrel medic), 992 nucleotides long. RefSeq names its product steroid 5-alpha-reductase DET2. Gene Ontology annotation, molecular function: 3-oxo-5-alpha-steroid 4-dehydrogenase activity. Lineage: Eukaryota; Viridiplantae; Streptophyta; Magnoliopsida; Fabales; Fabaceae. Gene Ontology annotation, biological process: brassinosteroid biosynthetic process. Gene Ontology annotation, cellular component: membrane. The record is from RefSeq and is a predicted model, not a curated record. The transcript has a single exon. Bases 146 to 931 code for a protein of 261 amino acids.